AAUAUUUGUAAAUAUUAAGAAAAUUAGGUGGUACAGUUUCGAUGUCAAAAUUUUUUCACACUGUCAAAAUAGCAAAUCAGCUGGACAAAUUGUAUUAAUCAUCUAUGUGUGAAAUAAAAAUUAAUUAUUGCUAGAUGGCAAACUCUUCUGGGACCAAUGAAGAAAUCCGCGAAGGUCUUUUGUGUCCUAUAUGUCUAUGUGAUCUGAAAACAGUGCAUCAAUUGCAAGAGCACUUUGAAGUUAACCAUUCCUCUGACGAUCAUGAUGUGUUUCAAACAUUAAAAGGUUUCUUAGGAAAAGCUAAGAAAAAAAUCUUAAAGCAGGACUCUUGGACCGAAGAAUUAAGUAAAUCUCCUUUUGAAUUAGAUACCAAGUAUGUUCAACCUGUGGUGGCAGAAACUUCAUGGGCUUCACAAGAAAUCGGUCUUGUAACAAGUCAUACUCACUAUUUCAAGAAAUUAAGAGACAAAAAGAUUGAUAGAUACGUAAUUGAGACCAACACCCUUCUAAUACGAUUAGACAAACUUAUCUGUGAUAUUUCUAGUGAUCCAGAAAAGCGAAAAGAAUUUGAGAAAAGUAUAGUGCCAUGGGUUGCAGAUAGUGAUGUACCACUUUGUCCUGGAUGUGCUAAAUCAUUUGGUCUCUCUAGAAGAAGGCACCAUUGCAGACUUUGUGGUGGAGUUAUGUGCCAAUCUUGCUCUUUUUUCAUGACCUAUGAUUUUGCUAGAAAACUUAUUUUACCUGCCAUAUCUGAUGACCAGAAACUAUUGGAGAAACAAACUUCUUCACGGCGAAACAGCACCAUAAGUUUAAUGUCUGCAGUUAAUAUUGGUGGGGAGCAGCAAAUUCGAAUAUGCAAAGACUGUCAAGUUUUAUUAGUAAGGCAUGAAAAAUUGAUAGAGCAAAAGAAUCACAGGCCUAUCAUUGUCCAAAUAUAUGAGAGGUUGAAAGAGUGUAUGGAGGAAGUUGAAAAGCUUGUACCUACUUACAUGGACAUGGUUGAAUCUUUAAACUCUGGUGAAACAGACUUCCAAAUAGAAAGUGCUCAAGAGCUUAAACUAAAGAUCUCAAAAUUGGCAGAAAGAAUUGAUACUCACAGUAAAAGAAUAGCCAAACUCGAAUCUCCAGAUGAAGAAGCAAAUGCUCAAGAGCUUCAGCUUCAAAAUGGCAUAAGAUUAGCUGCAUCUCAGUUCCUGAGAAACGUUAUCUUAGGCUUACCCUCCCCACCAACCCCAGAAGAGUUUGCCCGUUACCAGAGGGAGCGCUUAGCUCAAGUACACCGCAGAAUACAACAGGAAAAAGAAGCCGAAAUGUUGCAGAGUAAAAAAGAAGGAAGCAAGAGCCCAUCUCCGGUCAAAUCUCCUAGACCACCAGUGAUGGAGCCAGUCUCCCCCGAUAGCGGUUGGUGUGUCAGUACAGAUCAGGUGAAAGAAGAUAUGGACCCUAUGGUGCAGCAGAUAAACAUUAUUAAGAAGUAUAUUGAACAAGCGAGAGUGGAUCAUAAGUAUGAUGAACUCAAAAUGCUUGAAAGCAAUUUAAAGGAAUUAGAGUUGGAACAUUCCAGACAGUUGAAAGAUCAAAAAAUGCAAUUUGAUUUCAGCUAGCUUGCAUCUGUAUGUUAUAGUUUUAAACGAGUAUUAUGAUUAUUAUAAAGUUUUAUACCCAAUCGACUGUUUUACUUUUCGAGAAUUUCAUAUUUUAUUUAUGUAGCUAUAAAAUGUAUUAUGAUUUUUUUUUAUACCUCUGACAGAUUUUUUAUAUACGUUGAUUUUCUACAUUAUUUAUUGUUUAAUUUUAUAU
Messenger RNA from Parasteatoda tepidariorum (common house spider), 1800 nucleotides. It is a transcript of the gene Rbsn-5, whose product is annotated as Rabenosyn-5. Lineage: Eukaryota; Metazoa; Arthropoda; Arachnida; Araneae; Theridiidae. Gene Ontology annotation, molecular function: metal ion binding. The record is from RefSeq and is a predicted model, not a curated record.